AUGCACCAAACCUUAACAUUAUUUCUAUUCAUCAUUUCUAUUGCAUUUUCAUCGAGUUGGCCGACAAGAAAGCCGAAAUUCAAUUCAAAUAGUACAUGUUGUAUAUUAGCUAAAUUAAAUAUUAAUGCAACACGUGCUAAUCAUGGUCGAGAAUAUUUUUCAAAGCUAAUUCUCAAUAAUGAAUCUUAUAAAGAUGUUAAUGAAGAUAAUAUCUGUUCAUUGAUGCAUUUUUUUAUGCAAGAAGCUGUACUUAAUGGACGACCAAUUACAUUUUCUAAAGGUAUGUUUGUUUUAUAUGAUUCAACAAAACAAUUUUUUAAUCGCUUAAUGAUGGCAAAAGAUGCACAAACACAUGGUAGUGAAGAACAUCGUUCAGGUUAUUUUAAACGUUUAAAACAUUUUACACUUAAUUCUCUUAAGUCUAUAUUUCACUCAAAAAAAUUAAAUAAAUCAAUUCCAUAUUCAUUUAUUUAUGUUCGUGGUGAUGAAUCUUCACAUUUUCGUGAAAGAGGAAUUUCACAACUACAUAGAAAAACAAUUUAUCCAGCUUAUGGAAUGGAUGUUAAACAUGGUUGUAUGCCGAAUAAUUUUGGUCAUAUUUUAUUUGGAAAAUUAAGAGAUUUAUAUGAUAAUGCAUCGGAUCCUUAUUAUGGUGAUAGAAUUUAUAUUAAACCAGAAGAAUUUGGUCUUCAAAAAUUUAAACAUUAUAUUGGACAUUCUGGAAAAUAUAUACAACAUAUUUCACGUCGUGUAUUAUGUAAAAUUCAAAAACUUCAACAUUCUGCACUUUGUUCAAAUGAUGAAGCAUUUCGUGAAAAUACAGAUAUUAAAAUAACAAAACAAUGGAAUCAAAUUUUAUCAACAAUUCCAAUAUUAACUGAAAAUGAAAGAAAAUCUAUGCGUUUAAAAGUAUCUAAAGAAGGUAUUCAUGAAAUUUAUCGUCAAACAUCAAAAUUUUAUAAUAAUUAUAUACAAGUUCGUGAUUUUCAAAAAUCAUUAGAAAAUAAAUACGGUUAUGAUACACGAUCACGAAAAGGAAAUGAAAUUAUUUUUACAACUGAACAAUUACUUGAAAGUAAAAUAUCCUGUGAACCAAUCAUGUUGUCAAGCAAUUUAAAUCAUCAUGUACAAUGUUCUAUGCAAAAUACAAGCACGAUAAAUAGCAUGUUCCAUUAA
Messenger RNA from Rotaria sp. Silwood1, 1176 nucleotides. Lineage: Eukaryota; Metazoa; Rotifera; Eurotatoria; Philodinida; Philodinidae. The record is from the annotation of a GenBank genome assembly.